GCUCACACACACGCUCACACACACAGGUUUCCUUCUCUGUAGACACAGCGAGGACUGUAGGAAUUAAAUCACACACACACACACACACACACACACUCACACACACACACACACGACCUAGGCUAACCAAUGCACUAAUCGCCUGCCCCGGGCAUAGGAGGAGCUUGGUGCUUAAGUAGGCUGCCAAUCAGUCAGUCAGCUCCACAUCCAGAAGCUCCUGCGGCCAGACACACGCAUCACUCCGCACUCGAGGUGCCAAACUGCGGCUCUGACACAACUCGGAGGAAGAGGAGAAGUGGGGAAGCUUGACAGUUUCUAAAAAAAAAAAAAAGGGGGUAUCUUGUGAUUUAGACAGCCCCCCUUUCAUCCUCCUCUUCUUCUUCUUUCUGGGGAUUCCUACUUUCUCUGUUUUUUUUUCUCUGCGUCCUUCUUGCUGUUGUGUGACUUUGGAGAGAGAUUUACUGUACGCGCUCUCCGGACAUGUCUUUCCCUCAGCUGGGGUAUCCCCAGUUCCUCAGUGCCGCACAUGAGGUGUACGGGAGCGAGCGGCCGGCCUCUGCCCGGGAAGGAGCUGCCGAAGGCGGCGUGAGCUCCUCCGCCACCGCGGCGGCUGUCGGCUCUAUGCUGGGGAUGUACGGGAGCCCAUGGGCGGCUCAUAACUACAGUGCCUUUCUGCCGUACAGCGGAGCCACAGACCUCGCCCUCAUAUCCCAGAUGGGCUCCCAGUACGAGCUGAAGGACAGUCCGGGCUCCCACCCAGCCUCCCUGCCUGUUCACACCGCCCAAGGCUUCUACCCAUACGGCCAGUAUCCGUACGGGGACCCGUCCAGGGCCAAGACGGCCACCAGGGAGACCACCAGCACCCUGAAGGCCUGGCUGCAAGAGCACCAGAAGAACCCCUACCCCACCAAAGGAGAGAAGAUCAUGCUGGCUAUCAUUACUCGGAUGACCCUCACACAGGUAUCGACGUGGUUUGCAAACGCCCGCAGACGCCUAAAGAAGGAGAACAAGGUAACUUGGGGCCGCAGCGCGGAGGACCGGGACGGCCGCAUCUUCAGCAGCGAUAACGAGGACGAGCACGGCAAGAACGGCAGCGAAGACGAAGACGAAGAGGAGGAAAUCGAUUUGGAAACCGUCGAUAUCGAGAGACCCGAGGAGCAGCGAGCAGGAGAGCAGGGUUCCGGGAAGGCAGAGGGAGAGGCAGGCCUGUCCGCCAGAGAGCAGGCCUCGGAGUCGAAGAGCUCAGAGAGCAGCAGGACGCUUUCUGUGGAGGGCCUGAGAGGAGUGGAGGCGGCUGUUUCUCUCAAUAAAUCUCCUGGUGUGAAACUCGCAGUGGAUCAUUCACCCAGCAGACAGGAGUGCCAGAGACCACCGCAGAGCAAACCUAAAAUCUGGUCUCUGGCUGAGACCGCCACCGCCCCCGACAGCUCUCACAAAUCUUCCCCGGUGGCCCAUGCGCACCACCCGGCUUUGGCCUCCGCCGGCCACCCGGCGUUACUCCCGGGUCAUGGAAUAUAUACAUGCCAGAUUGGCAAGCUGCACAACUGGGCCAACGCGGCUUUUUUGAAUGCCAACUCUCUUUUGAACAUGAGAUCGCUCCUCGGAGGAGCGCCGACCGGACACCUGCCUCUCCACGGCGCUGUGCCGGCUGCGCGCCAUGACGCACGGCCGGCAGCGGCUGGAACAGGAGCCUCGGGGACGGAGGAGGACAGUGAUGUAGAGUCGUCGGGCAGUUUCAGCCCAAAAAGAGAUGAUGAAGAGAGCGACCACAGGCCUGAUUCCCUGAAGUCCCCGUUUCAGCUGAUCACUGACAGACCUCACCAUGGGACAGCAUCGCAGCGAGUUCUGACAACAACAAUAUAAGAAGACAAAGAACAAAAGAAAGGAAUAAUUUUAUUUAAUGGAGAACAGUUUACCGAAGGCUAUUUUUUUUUGACUGGGCGACCUGUCAUAGUAUUACUGUUUAGCUUCUACAUGCAACAGAGAUGGUUGUUUUUGUCACAGAUUUGCUUGUAUCUCUCUUUUAUGUCCUGUUUUUUUCCCCCUUCUUCUUCCUCUUCUGCUCUUCUGUUGUGAAUGGAAACCCUGAAAAUUGUAAAUACAGGAUAUGAAUGUGUCUUUAAAGAAUAUAUUUUUUGGGAACUAAAUAAAUGUCAUUAUAGUCAUUUAUUAUUGCAGACUUUA
This is a messenger RNA of Acanthochromis polyacanthus (spiny chromis), 2184 nucleotides long. It is a transcript of the gene irx1b, whose product is annotated as iroquois homeobox 1b. Gene Ontology annotation, molecular function: RNA polymerase II cis-regulatory region sequence-specific DNA binding; DNA-binding transcription factor activity, RNA polymerase II-specific. Gene Ontology annotation, biological process: regulation of transcription by RNA polymerase II; neuron differentiation; cell development. Bases 481 to 1863 code for a protein of 460 amino acids. The record is from RefSeq and is a predicted model, not a curated record. Gene Ontology annotation, cellular component: nucleus. Lineage: Eukaryota; Metazoa; Chordata; Actinopteri; Pomacentridae. The transcript is spliced from 5 exons.